Molecule: messenger RNA, 738 nt
Organism: Desarmillaria tabescens
Lineage: Eukaryota; Fungi; Basidiomycota; Agaricomycetes; Agaricales; Physalacriaceae
Exons: 2
Coding region: 1-738 (245 amino acids)
Source: RefSeq, a predicted model, not a curated record
AUGUCUUCACUAGCUCGCUUUCUCCAGCCUCUACCGGCUGCGAGGCGAGCCUACUCCUCAUUCUUCUCAUCGAAGCCUGGCGGUGGGCGAUAUUUUAACUCUGCGAGACCGACGAAAACUGUCGUAGCAGGUAGCGUUGCAAAGAAGAGCAACAGAGGGACUCGAGGUGCUGUUGAAUCCGGAUCUUCGGCGGGCGAAGAUACUUCCACUACCCGGACCGUGUCGUCGUCCUCUGGUGACGGAAGCUCACCAACAUCUCCCACAGGGCCACGCGAGGAACCGUCUCGACCAUUUUCUCUUUACGAAUCCAGCCAUCCGCAUCCGAUGAUAGAGUCGCGAGAUUUCAAGCUUCAUCAGUUUUUCUCUCUUCAUCGACCACUUCUUUUACUUUCGGACCCUGCUUCGAUUUUGCAGACUGCACCGAGGAUGGGACCGCUCCACCCAAACGAAGGAGUGGCUGCUGCGAAUGGGUCUGAAGGACGAUCACCCGGGGCAGAGUCUAUGGAGGCCGUGGCUGAUGCAGACGCUGAUGCCGCGCGUCAACUGACUCGAGCGUUGACGUUGUCGCAGGCAGGCAGUGCGGUUGCAUGGGAGAAUACGCUUAAGCGUCUAGGCCUGGAUGUAAAUGCACAACCGGAUCGCAUCGGCUCGCAACAGGAGAUAAGGAAGGUCUGGAGAGACAUUGUUAUGGACAGCGUGAAGAGGAAGAGACGAAAGAAGAUGAAGAAACAUAAGUGA